Molecule: messenger RNA, 9596 nt
Organism: Gryllus bimaculatus (two-spotted cricket)
Lineage: Eukaryota; Metazoa; Arthropoda; Insecta; Orthoptera; Gryllidae
Source: the annotation of a GenBank genome assembly
GCCACUGCCACUGCAUCUGUCGCUCGGCGAUCGCCACUGCCACCGGCCCGCGUGUACCGCGAAGGCGAGUUCCGGCACGCGGCAACGCAACUCUGGCCACCGCCGAAAGUGCUGGGGGUCACUUGAACACGUGGGGAUGCAAGUAGUUGACGACAAAGGGAGAACGAGACAAGCUCCGUCAUGUACUUCCGGUAUAAUACGGAAUACGUGUUGCCUGGCGAUGGUGUCCCAGCUGGAUGGCAGGUGGAGAGGCAGCCUGCGCAGCCUCCUCAAACUUCUGCUGCUCCUCCAUCUGUGGUGCAAGCACAACCUCCUCCCUCGUCCCAAGCCCCUUCUGCCUCUGGCCCUGUGCCACCUACCCAACAACCGCAGUCACAAGCACCCCCGCAGCCUCAACCCCCAUCCUCACAGCCCCAACCCCCAGGUCCUCCACCCCAGCAGCAGCCCCAGCCGCAAUCCCAACAGCCACCUGUUCCCUCUGCGACACAGGGACCAUCUGCAUCUUUGGACCUCCUGCGUGAAGGCCCUCCUAGGCAGAGGAUAUCUCUGCUAUCACAGGACGCAUGGAGUCCCAUGGCACGCAGCCGUUUUGCCCAGGCAGAGCCAUAUAGGGAACCAAUGGGCUCGACUCUGGUGUCAGGAGGCAACACUGCUGUGCAAUUGGACCCUGGUGGCCAACCCUUCAAAAAGAUCAAGCUGGUGGGAGAGGUGAAACCUGAAGUUCAGCAACCUCUACGGGUGGACACUAGGGGGCAGCCAGGAGCAUACACUCCACAGGUCGAAGCUAUUUCUCCUACCUUGCCCUCUGAUUCAAUGCAAGAAGAUGCUGCAUUUCGUACCACCAAGGAUGAUCUUCUACAGCAAAUAGCUAAAGUUGAUCGUGAGAUUGCCAAAGCGGAGUCUCAGAUUUCUAAGCUGAAAAAGAAGCAGCAAGAAUUGGAGGAGGCAGCAAGUAAACCAGCUAUUAAGAAAGAGGAGGAGGAAACAUCUCAGCCAAAGCACCAGAGUCCUGCACAGAAAAUUUAUGCAGAAAACAGGAAGAAAGCUCAGGCUGCCCAUGCCAUGUUGGAAAAGUUAGGGCCAAAAGUGGAACUUCCCCUGUAUAACCAGCCGUCUGAUACUGUGGUAUAUCAUGAGAACAAAAGAAGGUACCUGACAUUCAAGAGCCGUCUCAUGGAGUAUUUCAAGAGGAAGCAUGCAGAACGUGAGAGUCGAGAAAAGUACCUGACUUCUACCUAUUCCCGCCUCAUGCAGGAAUGGUUGAGGAAAGUGGAGAAAAUGGAAGCAUUAAAUCGACGGAAGUUCCGGGAGACAAGAAAUCGUGAAUUUUUUGAGAAAGUCUUUCCUGAGCUGCGGAAACAACGUGAAGAUCGUGAGCGAUUCAGUCGUGUUGGUGCUCGUGUGAAGAGUGAGGCAGAUCUAGAAGAAAUAAUGGAUGGCCUGCAAGAACAAGAGAUGGAGGACAAGAAAAUGCGUUCUUAUGCUGUUGUUCCACCUAUUUUGUUGGAUCCUAGACAACGAAGGAUUACAUAUGCCAACAACAAUGGUCGAAUUGAGGACUUUGAAGCAGAGUACAAAGAACGGCAGCUGCUGAAUGUGUGGACUCCAGCAGAAAAAGAAGUAUUUAAAGAGAAAUACCUUCAACACCCUAAAAACUUUGGAGUAAUAGGUUCUUAUUUAGAUCGCAAAAGUGUGUGUGAUUGUGUGCAGUACUAUUAUCUAAGUAAGAAGACUGAAAACUAUAAACAGUUAUUGCGCAAAUCACGUCAGCGUACACGUUCUUCUCGUAAUAAUCCUCACGGCAAACCAUCAGGUGCUUCGCAAAAUAAUCUACCAGAGAUUUUGAGUUCAGGUGUUACAACUAGGCUGCAGCGUGAGCAGCAACAGAAACAGGAGCAACCGAACAAUAGUGUUGCGAAUGUGACUUCAUCAGCAUCUAGCAGCCUAACGACAACUGCCUCUAGUUCAAGUUCAAACACUAGUUGUGUGACAUCGAGCACAACAACAGCUACAUCAGUUUCUUCAGUCACCACCGUCACCUCGUCAACAUCAUCGAAUUCUAGUGAAGUGAAUCAGGUUGUUGCGUCAUCAGCUACAAGUACUUCGACAACUACGACAACUACAGUGACCACUGCCACUACAACUACAACGCCUUCCACAACGUCAACAUUUGUUACAAUUACAACAUCAACUGUGUCUUCAGUACCUUCACCAGCUCCUUCUACGUCAUUGCCAUGCUCGUCAACCUCUGCUUCCACUUACGUAUCCAGUAAUGUAUCCAGUAAUGUAUCCAGUGGUGUGCUAACAAGUGGAAACAAUACUGUCACUGUGGCGAUUGGCACACCUAUUACCAGCACAACAUCUAGCAACACUAAUAAUAGUAUUCUGAGUAAUGACAAUGAUGGGACAGAGAACAAAGAAAACAACAAGUCACCUAGUGAAAUGAAGUUUGAGAGCAAAAAGAAAGAAAGAAGAAAAGACAAGAAGAAAGAGGAAGUCGAAACUAGCGACGAGGAGAUGGUCAAUGCACAAGACGCGAGCGGUGGCGGUGGAGGCGGCGGCGCAGCGGGGGCGGGCGCGGGCGGAGGAGGCGCGCACCCGUGCGCCGUGUGCCAGGCGCUGCUGGAGCAGUUCCUUCAGUCGCGACCACUGCUGCGCGCGCACGCCGCUCAGUACGGUUUGCGCGAGGACCAGGUGCCCGCGGGCGCGCGCGUGUGCAACACAUGUCGCUGCAAGGCGGUGCGCUCGCGGUACACGCAGUGCCCGCUGCCAGCUUGUCCCAACGGCAAGGGCCGUGUCAAGCGGCUGCGCUCGCUGCCCGCGCGCUGGGCGGAGCUGCCCGCCGAAGUGCGAGACCCCAUCCAGAGAGAGUUCCAAAUUCCACCAGGAGUGAACAAAUGUUGUUCAGUGUGUUUCAAUCGAAUUUCAAGACAGCUGGCUCCGCAUGUCCCAGAUGGUUUGUGUGAUGAGGUGGAUGGCAACAGUGGUGCAAACCAGAUUCGAUGGACAGAUGAAGAAAUAGAGGCACUUAAACGUGCACUGUGUGAACAUGGAACCAACUGGAUCAAAGUGGCUGAGAGAGUUGGCUCAUCACGUUCGCACCACCAGUGCAAGAAUUACUAUUUCAAUUACCGCAAAAAGCUGGGUCUUGACUUGCUUGUGCAAGAAUAUAAGAAAACCCACCUUGGAGAGGAAAGAAAACCUACUGUCACAGAUGAGGAAGAAUCUGGUUCCAGUACUUCUUCAUGUGAUGAAAGACUCCCGCUGGACAACAGUGACACUGAUAGUGCCCCUUCACCAUCCUCCUCAGCUAUCCAUGACACAUCAGAAAAACCUAUGGCCUCCUCCUCAGAGGGAAGUGUAGUAAAGUUACCUGAUCAUGAGCCAGCUGCUGUUGUCAAUGGUACAGGUGUCUGUGUCGCAAUGCCACCAUCAGGUUCUGAUUCUCGACCCCAAGGACAGCAAGCUGAUUAUGAUAGCUCUGCUACAGAAACAGCUGAUGAAGGUCAAGGGGGUGCUGAUGGUGAUACUUCAGUGGCUUCACGCCAGUCUCCUGGCAAGAACUCCCUCUAUCCCCCUGCAACCUGUACUAUAGCCACUCCAAUCAGUCAAGCCCAAUCUGUGGAGUUAAAUGGUCCUGUUGGAACUUCCUUAAGAGAAACAGCCUCUCCGUCCAAUGUUCGUUCUGUGAAGGAUCUCAUGUUGGGUGUCAUUGAGAUGAGUCUCAAAAAGACUCCAGGAGGUGGCACCUCAUCUGUAGUUGAGAACCCUUCUGUGGCUCCGACUAUAAAAUCCAUUUUAAAAUCAAAUAGUCAAUCAGAUGUGGGUUAUGUCCCUCGAGACUUUCGGCCAGAUACAAAGCGGCAGUCAUUAUCUGUGACUCAGGACACAAGUGGUUUGGCAACUUUGUCAGUUGUCAAUUCACAUGCUAGUCCUAGCAGUCAGCACCAUCACCUUCAGCCACCUCCAUUACCACAUGUACCACAGAUGCAAGCCACUAUAACACCGUGUCCUGUUCCUCCACCUGAAUUGCCAAAGGAAGGACUUGUGGUUGUACAGGUGCAGCAGGCAAUGAGAGAGAACCGUGAGCCUGAGCCUGAAACCCUUGACUUAUCUAUCAAGAAGCCACGUGAAUGCAGCCCAGCUCCGAGCCCAGCACAUAUUACGCAUGGACACUCUGCACGUGAUUCACCUUCUGGUCUUGGAGUCUCUCCCCAUACCACUUUGCACACCGUCCCACCUCCCGCCCAUUCAAAAGUCCACCAUUCACAUGCUGGGCACCAACCGCCAGUGCCUCCUGCCACUCUGACGGCAGUCUAUCGAACAGAGUCAGGACCUGCGAAUUAUUAUUCUCAGCAGGUUGUAGUGUCUUCGGAACAGUUGCGCCCUGUAUCUAAAGGACCUGUGUAUCUACAGCAGCAUACAGAUAAUCGUAGUGGUCCAACUGGUCCUACUCCCCACCUUGUUCUAAAUCAGCAAACAUCAGUGACAAGAACACAGCCUUCAAUGCAACCUGCGAAAGUGACGAAGGUCCCUGCACCCCCAAUGCCAUCAUCAAAACUGUCUCCAAAGCUUCCACCAGUGGGGAGUAAAGCUGGUUCCAUCACUCAUGGUACACCAGUCUCCACCACACCAAUGGUGAUUGGUGGGAAUAUUCAUCAGCAGCCGCAGGUGCGCAUCGAUGGACUGCUGCGCCAGAUGACCCCUCCCACACAACCUUCUAAGGAGCUUACUGCGGGAUCCAUAACUCAGGGAACACCUGUACAUGCUUCCCCUCAUCAUCUGGGUGCUGACAAACGGUCUGAUCGCUCUGGAUCCCUCACUCCAUCUAGUUACAACUAUUAUAAGAGAGUGUCUCCAGCUUCUGGCCAAAACACCAAUAGUUCAAAUCCAAGCCCCGCUCCUUCAGGGUACAGUGUUUAUUCUCAUGAAAGCUCUCUGCCACAAACCUCUACCCCCAGUGGAUUUAGUUAUACCCAUCCAGUGUCCAGAGGGGCACCAACAUUGGAUGCACAGAUCCGGAGAGAGAUAAUCAUUAAUGACUACAUAACAUCACAACAAAUGCAGGGUUUGAGGAGAGGGUCUGGUUCCACUUCCUCAUCUGAGAAAGGAAGCUCUCAGCAAGAUGCUCCUUCACCACGAGCAGUGUCUUCUUCCCCACAUUAUUACCCUUCAAAUGCAAGUCAGUCUUCAUAUUUAGCUGCUGAUUCUCGGUUGUCAAGACCACCUUCUAAUAACCCUGCCACUGAACAACCUCCCACCCCACCUCACCAUACCCCAACCCCUCCAACGAGGCAAGGGGUUAUCCAACGACACAAUACUGCUGUUCCUCAGGUAUCUCAAUCUCGCCCACCUAGUAGUGGUAGUAUAAAUUCGGGCAGCUCAGCAGGCAAGCCUCCAUCACCUGCACCAUCUCCACAUCAGCGUUUGCACCACAUUCCAUCUCAUGCACACCACUACCACCAGCCUCCUCCUGGUCACGAAGCUUUCUCUUCUCUAGUAGAUGUUGCAGUCCAACAACCCAGUCUACCAGUACCUGCUGACAAACGACAGCCUCCUCCAUCAUCCCAGAGAUAUCCUUCUCAUCCUUCACAUGCCCAUGAGGGUCUUGGCAAGACAAUUAUGGACUCAAUGAGUCCAAGAGUUUUGGCAGAGCAUCAUGAACAGGAGAGGUAUGCUCGUGAGAGGGAUGCUCAAGCACAUCAUCAAGCUGAGCAGCAUCGAUAUUUAAGUCUCAGAGAUCGUGACGACCAGAGGUUUGCGUCACCAAGUCCGGCUCGAGAUCCUCAUCAGGAAAUGAGGCAGGACCGGUAUGGUCAAGUAAUGCGAGAUGAGAGGGAGAGGCUUGUACAUAUUCAACAACAGCAGCAGCAGCAACAGCAGCAGCAACAGCAGCAGCAGCAGCAGCAGCAACACCAGCAGCAGCAGCAUCAAUUACAACAGCAACAGUUGCACCAACACCAGCAACAACAGUCGCAUCAACAGCAUCAGCAGCAUCAUCAUCAUCAGCAGCAACAACAGCAACACCAGCAACAACAAAUGUUGCGGCAAGUGAGAAUGGCACCAGAGUUUGAUCAUCGACAAGCAUCUAAUCGCCUGCACCCCAGUUCUGCCUAUUCCCGUGAACAUAAUCGUGCUGCUGACAUGGAACGGCCCUCAGAAGGAACUCGUAUGGUUAUUGGAAGUUUUUCACGGGAAUUAGGUCCAGGGCGUCAUCAUCCAACAACCAUGCAGCAGCAACAGCAGCAGCAACAACAGCAACAACACCAGCAACACCAACAGCAGCAACACCAGCAGCAGCAGCAGCAACACCAGCAGCAGCAGCAACACCAGCAGCAGCAGCAGCAGCAACACCAGCAGCAGCAGCAGCAACAGCAACAGCACCAGCAGCAGCACCAGCACCAGCAGCAACAGCAACACCAGCAGCAACAGCAACAACAACAACAACAACAACAACAGCAGCAGCAACAACAACAGUUGCAGCAACAAACUCAACAGCAUCAGCAAAGUCAUGUUAUUGACACUUCUCGGGAAAGGGAGGGAAGAGGUCCUCCAACAACAGGUGGUCGCCCCCAAACUGGAGAUUCUCUCACAAUGACAACAGCAAGUCUAAUUGAUGCUCUGGUGACUCAUUCCAUCAAUCAGUGUUCAGAACCAGGGAGUAAUGGUUUAGGAGGUGGAGGAUCCCAAGUCCCAACUCGGCCUGGCGACAGACUUUUCCAGGGAUUUCAUCAGCCUCCUUCUUCACAGUCUCAAUCGCAGGCACAGUCACAAUCACAAACACAAUCUCAACCCCAGUCUCAGUCUCAGCCACCUUCUCAACCAAUGCUUGUUGUAUCGGAAGCAAAUGGGAAGACAUCACCUAUGAAAGGGACUCAUAGUCCCACAGUGCAUUUGGAGCAUGGCAAAGCAUCCUCACAGCCACAAGAAAAUCAAGUGACUGGAAAUUCCAAAACUACAUUCACUCUUGGGGAGCAUAUUCAUUCUACUAUCAAUAAAGAAUAUGGGAGCAGUGCUGCUGGAUCCACGGGCAGUACUUAUGUGCAGAUGCCAACACACCACAGAAAUGUAUACCCACAUGUGCCAUAUGUUCAUAUGGCACCUCCUCCUGUGUCUUCACCAGCAGAUGAUCCUCGCCUCCGCCACGCUCUUCAACAACAGGAGAGAGAGAGGGAACGCGAAAGGGAGCGGGAAAGGGAUAAAUCUCGUGCAGGCACUCCCUUACAGUCUGAUGAAAGGCAAAUCAUAAGGAUAGCUCAGCCAGCUUCCCCGCGAGGAGGUAAUCCUCAGCAGGGAUCAAAGGGUUCUUCAGGCCCGGGAUAUCAUGUGGAGCCAGUAUCCCCUCCUGAAGCAGGCCCUGGGAACCAUCUGUGGUUGCCUCCUGGUAGCAGUUCAGGAGGAAUGCUUGGUACACCUGUGACAGCGCCUUCUGACCUGGCAUUUCUUGGCCUGACUAGAAGAGCAAGUGCACUCUCUGCAUUAGAUUAUGUUAAUAAUAAAAUUGUUGAGGUUAUGAGAACUUCGGAAGAUGAAAAACCCGCUUUUCCAGGCAACAUGCCCCAACAAAGGCACCAUCAAUCUUCAGCUCAACAUUAUUCAGUAGGGAAACCUCGGGAAGUACCUAGCAGCUUUGAAGAUAAACAGUCAUAUUCUUCCGAUCAUGGUGAUCCUCAGCAGGGUUCUGAGGAUGGGAAUGUGCGGUUAAGGACUGGAGAUAGUGAAAAUUCAGUGAAAGACAAAGAGCGAGCGUGUGAUAGUCCUGGUGAGAUGGUGAUCGAUGAAAGUGCGCAGUCCCAGGGGCAGCAGAGUGGAGAUAGUGGUGGAACUGCAGGUCCAGGGAAGCUGGAGCCUUCUGCUGUGACCAGCAAGGUGCCUUCCCCUAACGUUAACACUGUUUCAGUUGCCAGUAACUUGGACGUUGUGGGUGGGCGUGUGGGGGGUUCAGGAUUUCCUCAUGCAUCGUCUCCAGCCUCUAAGACAAUGGUCCUGCCACCUGCAGCUGAAUUUGUGCCCACUUCUACUACAUUCUCAUACCCCUUCUCAGCCCUGAAUGUUUUGCAUUCUCCAAACCCCAGUGGACAGCCUUCAACUGGUCAACCUCCUGUGAGUCAGUCAGUCAGCCAGAGUGGUGGGUCAUCUGCAGGCAAAAACCCACAGUUGUCUGUCUCCCAGGGCUCGGCUGCUACAAGCUCUCCUGCAGAUAUUUCAUCUCGAUCAUCUGAACCUGUACCUUUACUGUCAGACCAAUAUGAACCAUUAUCUGAUGAGGACUGAGCCUUGUGUAGUGAUCAGUGUGACAAUUGACAGGAACACAACACUAAGCUACUUUUCAUAGUCUUUGUUAAGAGAAGUUCAAUAUGCUUAGUCGGAAUUACCUGUACAAAAAAUGGUGUUGGAGGAUAUAAAUAAUUAUGAGAAACUUGUUAAGAUGGAUAAGUGGAGAGAUCACUGGUGCAAAGUUCUUAAUGUAUAAAGGAAGUUUUUGUCAGGCAUAUAUACUGCUAAUUGAAAGUGCAACUGUGGAUGGAGAAACUAAUCACACACAUGGCUGUACUGUUCAUAGAAGUUCUCCAUCUAGGUUGUUUUAUGAGUUGCCGGCGAUUGGCAGAGAGAUUGUGAAGCCCUUGUGAUGCUUAAAAGCAUUGCAUUUUUCUUUUGUGUUAAGAUCUACUGUAUUUACCGAAAGAGCUCAUUUUAGAUACCAAUAAUAUUUUUUAUGUUGUAAAUAGUUUUAACUGGUACGUUCUUUCCUUUUUAUUUUAUUUUAUUUUAUUUUUUUUUUGUUGUUGUUUAGUUUUCUCUCUCUCUCUCCUAUUCUAAACUAUGACAAAUGUGAUGGAAAGCUUUGUAAUAAUUGUAAAAUGUUUCGUUCAACUGAACUAUGUUGGUAAUGAUAACCUCCAGAAAACCCAGUUGAUGUUCCAGAACUUCAAGAUGAACAACCAGUUGUUUUAUAUAGUGGUGACAAGAACUCAAAACACUAUUUUUAUGUUCAUGGAGUGAUAUGUGAAGAAAUUGUAUAUCAUGGGUUACGAGUGAAUGGUUCUUCAUUUUGUUUGUUUCUAAAUGUUCUUUGCAAGAUUGGUGGUAUUGGGAUUACACGCUUUCUUUAGGUCGAAUGCAUUCAACAGCUGCAAAAGAAUGCAUUCUGUGUAAAUCUUAGCUGUUUUCUUUAAUGGUGGAAUAUUUUGAUUGUUUAGUUGCAGUAGGGUCAUAAUUCUGAUUGUCAUUGUUUUAUAUUUUUGAAACUUCUGGCUUAAACAAUAACUACAUACCUUUGGUUGUUCUCUAGUAAUUUUUAAAAAAGAGGGUGACUUGAAAAGAAUUUUCCGAAAAUAAAAGAAUCACAUGAUUGGAAAGAUAUGUAUGAAGAAAGAUAAAUAAAAAAAAAAAAUGAUUAUAAGAGAAACUUGGGUUUUUGAAGAAUACUCAGGUCUAAUUGUGCUAUAAUUUACAAUGUAAUGUACCUACACUAUUCACUGAAAAUUAUGAACAUAAAGAGUUAAACACAAUGAUCAGUAAUUCGUGCUAACAUUUUCUUUCAUGCAUACGGUACUUCCCCAGCCUCCACACUUUGUUGACUAUUUUCUUUCUUU